This is a messenger RNA of Lytechinus variegatus (green sea urchin), 11268 nucleotides long. It is a transcript of the gene ap3d1, whose product is annotated as AP-3 complex subunit delta-1-like. The record is from RefSeq and is a predicted model, not a curated record. Gene Ontology annotation, cellular component: presynaptic endosome; AP-3 adaptor complex; membrane coat. Gene Ontology annotation, biological process: synaptic vesicle budding from endosome; protein targeting to vacuole; anterograde synaptic vesicle transport. The transcript is spliced from 32 exons. Lineage: Eukaryota; Metazoa; Echinodermata; Echinoidea; Temnopleuroida; Toxopneustidae. Bases 198 to 3977 code for a protein of 1259 amino acids.
GACUCCCCGCUAGCUCGAUCUACCGUACCGUACAUACGGUAUGUGUUUGUAAAAUUUGUGAAGCGUAUUGUCAGUCACGUCAGGGCACAGAAAUGGCGAUGGUGAAGUAGAGUAUACGUAUGGUGGACAAAAACCAUAUGAUAGUCGGAUUCGUUUCCAUAUUUUGGUGAAUUGCGCACGUCAGGAGAAGCCUAACAAUGGCUGUGACACUAAAAAAGGUGAAAGGGAGCUUAGAGCGAGUGUUUGAGAAGAAUCUGCAAGAUUUGGUCCGUGGUAUUCGCAGCAACAAGGAUAAUGAAGCUAAAUACAUCUCAUCAUGUAUGGAAGAAAUCAAACAAGAGCUCAGGCAGGAAAAUUCUGCAGUCAAAGCUAAUGCAGUGGCUAAGCUGGUUUAUCUGAACAUGUUGGGUUAUGACAUCAGCUGGGCAGCUUUUAAUAUCAUUGAGGUGAUGAGCUCUCCUAAGUUUACCUUCAAAAGAAUAGGAUACCUAGCUGCAGCUCAAAGCUUUCAUGAAGGUACAGAUGUACUCAUGCUCACUACUAAUAUGAUUAGAAAGGAUUUGAAUAGCCACAACCAGUAUGAGACAGGCAUCGCUAUCACAGGCUUAGCAUGUAUUUUGACCUCUGACCUUGCCCAUGAUCUGGCCAAUGAUAUCAUGGCACUGAUGGCAUCUACAAGACCCUAUAUUAGGAAGAAGGCAGUGCUUCUUAUGUACAAGAUUUUCCUCAAGUUCCCUGAUGCCCUCAGACCUGCCUUUCCAAGACUGAAGGAAAAACUUGAAGAUCCAGAUCCAGGUGUCCAGUCUGCAGCAGUCAAUGUCAUCUGUGAGUUAGCCAGAAAGAACCCUCGCAAUUACCUAUCUCUAGCUCCACUAUUCUUCAAACUAAUGACAUCAUCUACUAAUAACUGGAUGCUUAUCAAAAUUAUUAAACUGUUUGGUGCCCUCACACCGUUAGAGCCUAGACUUGGAAAGAAAUUAUUAGAGCCCCUCACUAAUCUCAUUCACAGUACUUCAGCUAUGUCCCUGUUGUAUGAGUGCAUCAAUACAGUCAUAUCUGUUUUGAUUUCGUUGUCUUCAGGAAUGCCCGAUCACUCUGCAUCGAUUCAGCUAUGUGUGCAGAAACUGAGGAUUCUAAUUGAAGAUUCAGACCAGAAUUUGAAAUAUUUGGGUCUCUUGGCCAUGAGCAAGAUCUUGAAGACGCACCCCAAGUCAGUCCAAAGUCAUAAGGAUCUUAUCUUAGACUGUCUAGAUGAUAAAGAUGAAUCUAUCAGAUUAAGAGCCCUUGAUCUUCUCUAUGGCAUGGUUUCUAAGAAGAAUCUGAUGGAGAUAGUUAAGAAGCUGAUGAUUCACGUGGACAAGGCAGAGGGAUCGAUGUACAGAGAUGAGCUUCUAGCCAAGAUACUAGAGAUCUGUAGCCAGAAUAACUACCAGUACAUCAUCAACUUUGAGUGGUAUGUGAGCAUCUUGGUAGAGCUGACAAGGAUAGAAGGUACUAAACAUGGUCACCUGAUUGCAUCUCAAAUGCUAGAUGUAGCAAUCAGAGUCAAAGCUAUCAGACCAUUCGCUGCACGACAGAUGGCUACCUUACUUGAAAACACUCACCUAUUGAUUGGUACUGCAGCACAAAGGAAUGGUAUAUGUGAGGUGCUUUAUGCUGCAGCAUGGAUAGUAGGGGAAUUCCCUGAAUAUCUGACUCAGCCUCACACAACCCUGGAGAAUAUGCUUAAACAUAGGGUGACUGUACUACCAGGCCAUAUACAGGGUAUCUAUGUCCAGAACAUCCUGAAGCUUUAUAGCAAUAUCCUAGUAAAGAUGGAGGAGGAUGAGAGCAAGGAAGAUGUAGCAAGGGUCACCCAGCUACUUAUAGAAAAGCUACCAUCGUUUGCUGAGAGUGCUGACCUUGAGGUUCAAGAAAGGGCAUGCUGCACCUUACAGCUGUUAAAGUAUGUCAACAAGCUCCUUGAGAAAGAUGAGUAUGUAGCAACAGACCUAGCUGAUCUCUUUGUUGGGGAACUCAAUCCUGUAGCACCAAAGGCUCAAAAGAAGGUUCCAGUACCAGAAGGCCUGGAUCUUGACAAGUGGAUCAAUGCUCCUCCAUCUGAUAGCUCUGAUGAAGAGGUUACCAUAGAUACCAUGUUUAUCCAUGAUGCUCACAGCAGGGUCAACCAUCAGAAGGUAGUUUAUGAGGAACUAGAUGAAGAGGAGCUUGAGAAGCGUAGAGAAGCUCGACGUGUUGAACAGGCUAGUAACCCACAUUACCUCAAGGACAAUCGCAGCUCAAAGAAGAAGAAGCUUAAAGACCUUGCUGCAGAGAAUGAUGGUGUAACCAAUAAUAUUCCUGUGGCACAGAUUGACCUUAGUGUGCCUCUACACGUCCCAGGCAUGAAAAAGGGCCGGCCUAAGCCCCCAGCAUACGACGAUAUUCCAGGGGUUAAUCUGACAGACCAGUACAUGCAGCAAUCCAAGCCCAGUAGGAAGAACAAACACAGGAAGCAUAAAAAGGGCAAGAGAGGGCGCCAUACAUCUGUAUCCAGUGAUGACAUUCCAGUCGCACACCAUGUGGACAUUGUUGGAGAAGAAAUGCCAGAGGGGGCUGUGCUAUCAGAUCAUGAAGAAGAUACAAGAGCUCUAGAUGAUCCUCAUAGAGCAUUGGACAUUGAUUUAGAGAGGCCACUGGAUGAGAGUGACCGUCUCCCAGUGAGGGUGCAUCGGAACGCACCUGAACUGACCACCACACAGGAGGAAGUAGAGGUCAGCAAACUCCAAGAUAAACCAAAAAAGAAGAGACCAAAAGAAAAGGAUAGAGAAAAAGAGAAAACUAAGAAAAUUUCCAAAGAGAAGAAAAAGAAGAAGACUAAGUCAAGUAAAACUGAAGAAGGAGCUCCAGCUGACCUGGAUCUCAUGGGAGAAGAUACAGAGGAGCCUACAGUCAAUGGUGCAAAGGAAGAAGCUCCUUCUCCCUCUAAGGAACCUAUCAAGACUCCUGCUGAACCAGCGGUGGAUGAUCUAAGCUUCUGGUUAUCCCAAGAUACACCCCAAGUCAAACCUGUUAUUCAAACCCCAACCCCCACCCCUAUCACCAAUGGACAGGGUUCCCUGCAAAGUUCUAUUGUAGACCAGAAGCCCUCCAAGAAACAUCGCAAGGACAAGAAGGGAAAGAAGGAUAAAAAGAAGAAGAAAUCAAGCAAGGAGAAUUAUGAAGCAGUAGGAGAGAUAAAAGACAUCUCAGUAGAACAAACACCAGAUCCAAUCAUUCCUGCCAUGUCAAGUUAUAGGCUUCUUGCUGAGAAUGAGUCUAUUAAGAUGACAUAUGAGACAAGGGUAGAUCCAAAGCAGAACUCUCAAGUGGUCAUCUCUGUUAUCUUUACCAAUCUUACUUCAUCACACCUCAAAGCUUUAGAAUUCAACGUUCUUGAUUCUCUCAACACCAAGCUUAUACGAGAGGCUGGAGCAUCACAGCAUGAUGGAGUAAAUGUUCCGUUCCAGCUUCCUCCAGAAGCAUCUAAUGAAGGACAGUUUGCAUUCACCAUCCAUGCUAUCACCAUGCCACAAAAACUCAAAGGAACACUCACUUAUAUGGUCAAGGAUGAUAAAGGUUCUACCAGUGAGAAGAUAGAUUUCAAAGUUAAUCUUCCAGUCUCUGCUUAUAUGCUAGCCACCCCAUGCAGCAGAGAGCAUUACUCUGAACUUCUUGGAAAGGGUGAGUUGUCAGCCAAGAACUCAUUCAGCACAGCCCCUUGUUCUGUAGACUUUGCUAUCGUCCUUGCUCGUGUCUGUUUCUUCUCUCACAUGGCGGUGGUAGAGAGGGUUGAACGUACUGCAUCCUUGUUUAGCUGCUCUAUGAAGGGACAUCAAGUCUGUGUGCUAGUCAAGACUAUGGAUGGUGGAGGUAUUUCAGUUGAUGGAAAGUCUAACGAUUCCAGCUUAUUGUCCAACUAUCUAGAUGAAAUUAAAGCAACCAUUGUUGAAUCAUAGGACAGAAGGUUUCACCAAAAGAUAUGUAAUAUUAUACUUUAACAAGUCUCUAAUCUUGUGAAGAUAUUAUCAGAACAUUUCCAGUACUGAACUAGGGGUCUGUUUCAUAAAAUGAUCAUAAAAUUAUGAUGGACUUGAUUGGUUGCUCAGCCUUGUUCACAUAUUAAUUACCAUAAUUACAAGGUUUCCAUUAUCGCUAGUCCAUUAUGAAACUGUCUAAGAAUAUCAGCAUUCAUUUUGAGCCUUGUUUUAUUGAAAGCUAAUAUGUAAAAAUUAAAAUAUAUGUAAACCCGCCCUAAAAAUGCUAAGAGCAGAUCUGCAUUUCAAUUGAGUUUGGUGAAUAAAGCAGCAUAUUAUAACUGUCAAUAUUUAAAAAAAAGACGAGAUACAAUAUGUUCAUGUACUUACUGUUAAAAUAUUGAUGUGUCUGUAUUGUAAUAUAUGGGUAUUGGGUUGAUAUGGGACUAAUGUUAUUACAGGUCACAUGUUCAGAAUGAAGUUUGGUCAAUGAUCCUUGUAAAUGUGUAUCAUGUCUAUGGCUUGGAUUUACCAUUAUUGAAGAAUUCUUAUGAUGGAUAAUGUAGGCUUCAUAUUGUUUCUUCUUUUUCUUAUUUCUUAUAAUCUUCCAAUUCAAUUCAGUGUAUGCAAAGUACAAACAAUAAACUCAUUACAUAUUUCAAACAAUGAAAAUAGUAACAUUUGCAUAAAUACUUAGAUAAGACAUAUUUAUGUAAAAGGCAAGACUAAAAAAAGGCAAUGGAAAUAAAUAUACAUGAGAUAAUGAGGAAGUGGUUAAAUAAAGAGGAACAAUUCUCAUAGAUGAAUAUUCUUGCAGAUUAUUUUAUGUACAUUCAUACUUUCCCAAUAUUCAAAUACCUUUUGUGAAGUUUGUAUUUCAUAAAUCAUCUUGUAUAUUACAUGUAUGGUAUCUCCUUGGUCCACAUAAAUGGAUUAUUUAUCAAUCUUUACCAGGUUACAAUGCCCAAAAGGAGAGAUGAUUAAAAAAAAUUCUUGGUUGUUAUUGGUAAAAUAAUAUAUCUUUUAUAAAGCCACUUUUACUCCUUCAAGGAUGUAACAUAGACCAUCACUGAUCACAGUCCGUGUGAUCCGGGUGCAAAACUGAUAUUUUUCGAUCAUUGCUGGAGUGAAUACAGAUUUAACUGGGUAUUUACAAGGGAAUGUACAGGAAAGUAGGGUUUCUUCAAGGAUAAACAAGGUAGCACUAGGGAUCUGCUUGAUACGCUACACGGAAUACACGGAUGUUACUAGGUCCUUAUACAGACCUUCAGGGAGGCUACGGUCUCUACUGGGAUAAAUCUAGAGCAUUGGCCAAGAUUAAAGUUUCUUUCUUUUUGCGAUGUCUGAAGCGAACACAUACAUGGCCAUGAACACGGACUAUUGUCCAUGUAUGCAAACAAUUGAAAAAUUAGAGCCGGAUAAAGCCAGUAUGAACAAGGACCUCCCAGUUCCUACAUGGAGCCUCCCGGAUGCAUUCGGUAGCAUGAAUGUUCACGGUGGCUACACAAACGGACACAGAUGACUAUCCAUCCGUGUACUCUGGGAUGAAAAAUUGAACAUGUUCAGUUUUUCUCCAUCAAGGAUGAUGGCGCUGGAUGGGUAGCCAGUGUUUACAUGGUAAUCCCGGACUGUACACGGAUGACCCUGGAUCGACAAUCCGGGAUGAUCCGUGUUGCUUCCAUGAAGGUGUAAAAGGGGCUUAUAAGAUUUUUGUUAUUGACAGACUGCUGAUUUAUUUGAAUUCAAUAUAAAAAGCAUACUGUGUACUUGUCUUUAUAGUAUGUUAAUGAGUGGUAUACCAUACAUGUCUUUGACAGGUUUGUCAAAGCAGCUCUUAUUAUAAAGGUGUCUUCUCUUUUAUUUCCUUUUAUGCAGUAUACAUGUGUAAGGUUCAUGUACUAUUGUAUCUCAAAGAUAAGGGAAUUAUAAAUGCAAGUAAGGUGACAAAUAUAUACUAAAAGUUGUAUGAUAAAAAAUUAGUAAUGAAGAUAUUGUGUAGAGCUUGUAUACUCUCAUUUGGUAAGGAUUCUCUAUUAUCUUCCAUUUGCUUCAGUACAACAUAUACAUGUAAUUGAAAGUGAGAACACUUUUUUCAAAUAGUGACUUUUGAAUGAAUAGACUCAAAAGCUGAUGAGACCAAAAAAAAAAACACCAUCUAAAAACAAACUGCUUGUAGCAUAACUACCAAAACACUGUACCCAAUAUGAUAGUUUCUCCUCUGACAGUGAGGAGACACUGGUGGCUUCAUUUUUGAGAAAGACAGAAGUGACCGGGUCAGGAAGUGACUGGGUCAGGCAGUCAAUUGAUAUAUCUACUCAUAUUAAAAAGAAAUUAUUCUAAACAUUCAGGAACAAUGUCUUUUAGUCUUGCUGACAAUAAAUCCAUUAGAUGUCUUCAGUUUAUCAUUUUUGCAGUGGUUCUUUUUUUCAGACAAAUUCUAAACUUGCACGACCCAAAAUGAAUUCUGUAAUGAAGCAUGCAUAAUUAAAACCAAAUGUUUUAUGUACAAAAUACUCCUAUGGAAGUCUAAACUGUGUAAAGAGAAAUUCAUCAUCCCAGUCAAUUUGACUUGAACUAUUCUCAUAUUCAGUUUAAUAGCUAACAUAUUAAUGAAUCCUGACAGUUUUCCUUAUUCAAAGAUGUAUUAUUAUUGUGAGAGAAACUUGCAAUUUGAACUAUCUUGCUACUGUUUUUAUGGCACAAAAAUCAGUCUAUUUAAUACAAAAACUAAUAAUUUCUUAACUGUAUGACCUUGCUGUUUUCUUUCUUUCAUCUUACAUGUACAUGUUGAUAGUAGAUUCAAUGAUCUCCUGUGACACAAAGCUUUGCAAUCAAUCAUAAAUUGGUAAUGGCCAAUCAAAAUCAUUGUUCCAUUUGCUCUUUCUUCAACAUAUUAAAUAUUAACUUUUUUUAAGUUGCAAUUGAUCACAAAUGGUUUGUAUUACAUGGGCCCUGUUGUAUACUGACAUGUUGAUAUAUUGUGCAUAGUUUUAUCAUGUUCGAAUAAUAAAAUUAUGAUAUUAUUUGGUUUGAUGUUAAACUACUAAAUCGUGCAAUAUAGGGCAUAUUUGUUGCACAUCUAGAAUUGAUUUAGAAUUUGACAUUUCUGCUAUGAUAAUGAUAAGAAUUACUUUGUGCAUGUCACAUUUAGGACUAUUUUAGAGUUUUGUACUGUACUUGUAUUUAAUGAAAAUAAAUGUAUUCCUUCAGUUUUGGACAUGCUUUACUAUUAUGAUAUUUAAAAAAAAUAUUGUUUUUUUUUAUUUACAGCUUUUAUCAUUUGCUGAUAAUAGGGAUGGCAGUGAUAAAACAUCUACAUCAUCAUUGCUGUUGAUAGCAAAGUAAAUUAAUUAUACAUCCAAUUCUUAAAGCAGGGCCAAUAAAGAUUAUUUAUGACAACGUUUGUAUUUUAUUCAAUAGCACAGAAGUGGUGGAUUUUAACCCUAAAAGGACAGGGAUAUUUGAGACGUAUUUAGGACGGGGGGGGGGGGGGGGUAAUGCCCCCUUCUGAUCUCAGCUGCUGUUCGAGCGAUCGUGCUCAACUUUGACAUGCUCAUUCUUUACCACAUUGAUUAUGAGCCAGUAUAAGGAAAUUUUUCCUUAAAUAAUUAUUUAUUAUGAAUAAAAUAUGCAAAUUUAUUCAUGAAAAACAUUAUUUGCAUAUUUAACACUCAAUUUCAAUUUAGAUUUUCAUUUUUUCCCUCCAGAUGUCAUCAUUGUACUUUUAUUUAGAGGUUUCCACAAAGAAAAAUUGAAGCCAAAUUUUUCCUUAUGUAUUUUAUUGUCUGGCCUGCAUAGCAGAAUGAGACUGAAGGCACCGCUUUUCCACCGGCGACGGUGACGUCAUCAACAUUGAAAUCUUAACCAAGGUUAAGUUUUUUUAAUGUCAUCCUAACUUAGAACGAAUGUGGACCUAUCUCAUGAAACUUGGACAUAAGGGUAAUCAAGUAUUACUGAACACAUGACCAAGGUCAAAGGUCAUUUAGGGUCAAUAAACUUAGACCAUGUUGAGGGAAUCAUCAAAAUCUCAUUCAAGGUUAAGAUUUUGAAAUGUUAUCAUAUCUAUAUGGACUUAGUGCAUAAAACUUAGACAUAAGGGUAAUGGUGGAUCCUGCCAGAGUUUGAGGUCACAUGACCAAGGUCAAAGGUUACUUAGAGUCAAUUAACUGGCUAUUUUGUGGGUAUUUGUGGAAUGUAAUCAUAACUUUGAAAUUUUAUGGAUCUAGUUCAUGAAACUUCAUGUCAAUGAACUUUGGCCAUUUUGGGGGUAUUUGUGGAAUAGUCAUUACUUUAAAAUUGUGUGGAUCUACAUGUAGUUCAUGAAAUUUGCAAGGCUAUCUUUAUGCAUUCCAUAAAUGUUGCGAAGUGUUGAGGAGGUAUAUAACCCCCAGUCCUUUUAGGGUUGAUCCAUCCAUAGAACAAGUCUUCCUUACCAUGGUCCAAUCAUUGUCAUAACGGAUUGUUUGAUUGUGGUACUCAAAAACCUAAUGUAGCAUACUGCUUCUAAUGAAACACGUCUAUCUAUCCAAGGGAGGUAAAGUUUAUCAUUGAGUCAUUCCUCAAAUCAUUCUGAUCCAUAUUUUUUUUUUUGUUCAAUGUACAAUCAAUAUUAAGCAAUUAUUAAAAAAAAUAGGCAUUUAAAUUUUUCAUUUGACCAUCUACACGUAUAUUCACUUGUUCAUCAACCUUCACAUAAUUGUGGAUUUAGUCUAUUGAUAGAAAUAAGGUCUGUCAUCUUUUAUAUGAAGAAAAAUUACAUCUUAUGAAAGACAAAGUUAUUUUUGUUUUUAAAAAAUUCAUCAUAAAUCAUCAAUCCAGAGUUUUAAAUCUGUUCCUUUUCCCGGAUACAUGGAUGAUAAGAUUCACCUUACCCCCUCACUCCACUUUAACCCAUUCAUUGCAUCCUUCAUCCAACCUUCCUACUCUCCUCAUCCAAUUGCAUCUUCUAUGUUCUCUCAUCAACUAACCAUCCACCUCAAAACUCAAAAGCCCUGCUUAAAGCAAGCUUGUCAUCCCUCAGCCCAUAUCAGCAUACCCCAUUCACCUUCGCCAACCAGUCCACUGCUUCUUCCAAACCCAACGUCUUACAUCAUGUCCUUAGUCUUCUUCCAAUCCAUCACACCAUACAUCACUCUCACCAUUGCUCUCUCUGUCCUACUCAAAAUUCCCUUAUUUUCACUCAGACACCAUAGUCUCACAACACUUAUACACCAUUCCUUUCAUCUUCAAAAGACUUAUAUUAUUGUUAUCCCGUACAUGUAAGUUUGUCAAAGCCUAAAAAUACUCAAGAAACUCUCUGUGUAACAGAGACCAGGGAAACUGCCUUGUUAUAGGAAUCUAGGAUUGGAGAUUCAAAAUAAGACUUCUUGGGACAAGAAAUAGCACUAAUACCACGAUAACAUUUUAUCUAUUAGAUAACUCUAUUAACUUUUAAUUGUAGAUUUGCAUUUAUUUAACUAUCAUAAAUUUAUCGUCUCAUAGAAGAAGAAAUUAUUUUGUGCACUUAGCUAUUUUUUUUUUUUUUUUGAUCCAUUACUCCUUUAGGUCCUUCCCCCAGUAAGAGUAGUUUACUGAAGAAAAGAAAAGCUAUGCAUAGUCUGUACAAACAUACAUUCCCUUGGAUGUGACCCAUUAGACCCUGCCUGUUUUAUGGACACCAAAAUAUAUUUGUUUUGUUGUAGACUGUGUAUUUGACAUUAGAGGAUGGUUGAUUUUUCUGUAGCAGGUUCAGAGGCGUGUUCAUGAUGUACAUGUAUUGUGUAUCUAAACUUUUUUGUAAUACAUGUAUGAGAUAUAAUCUUUCAAUAUCAUACUGAUCAUCCCCAGUGAAUAUUUAAGAUGGAGAGUCUAUUGAGACUUAUAUUUACAUAUGUUCUGUAAUGUUUGCUUAAAAGAAGAAAUAAAAAUAGAAUUUCCUUGUGAGGCUACUGCUACCACUAAUACAGUAUAUAAUGCAGUAAAAGUAUACAUAGAGUGAUUUUCUUGCACCCUUGUCCUGGACGUAUAUUUGUGAAUUGUGGGAUACUAUUGUUUUGACAUUGAGGGCUGCAGUUCACAAAAAAGCACACCUCACAUAAACAUAGAUGAUGUUAAUAGAAUAUGAUACUUUUGAUUAACAGGAGUUUAUUGUGUACUUUUGUAUUGAAAUUGAUCAAACAUUACAGUCAGAAUUGACCAAGGUGGUUUUUAAAACCAUCGGUUGAACCCAUGGUUUAUGCAGAUUUCCUGUAUAAAUUAUGCUUGUUUGCUGUGUACCGUAUGUUAAAAAAAUCCAAUGCUUAUGCACGCUUUUGUCAUAGUGCACCAAGUUGACGCCUGUUGCCGUGGUUGUCCACUCUAUUUUAUUAAUGAGUCCACUGUUUUGAAUUGAUGGUCUAUUCUUUAAACAGUGGACUCAUGAAUGAAAUAGCAUAUUUAAUCAUGGCAACAGCCGUCAGUUUGGCGCACUGACAAAAGCGUGCAUCAGCAUGGGACAUUCUUUAAUAUACGCGGUAUUAAUAAGCGUAAUUCAUACCAAGAAAAUCUGAAUAAAAUGAUGGGUUCAACCGAUGGUUUUAAAAACUGCCUUUGUGAAUUUGGGUCUGUGUGUUUGACGAAGAGGAUAACAAUAGAUUGUGGUUUUGAAUGAAACCCUUCCAACUAAAAAUAUGUUGAUUUUGUUUCAUCACAGUUUAAUAUUUUAGUUUGAUGUCACCAGUUUUUAUAUGACAAGCCUUUAAAAUCUUUUAUGGGCAACCGAUUGCAAAAUUGAAAUCCUUUUUUUCAGAUCAAAGUUAUAUUUUGUUGUUUACAUUGCAGCAUUUCUAGUGGUGUUUAUUUUCAGAGAUAAUGAUAAGAAUUUUAAAGGGAUUGCCUAUGGUUGCUCAGUUAAUAAAUGAUCAAUCAAUAAAAUAAUUUAAUUCUGUCCUAAAAGUGAUUUCAAAGUAACAGACAUUGCUACAUGUUAUAGUGUGUAAGUAAAGGUUGUGGACAUAAAUGCCCUUUUGGUAUUCAACUAAAUAAUAGUACUUGUGAUAUCAAAUGGUUAUAUUUGUAGGUAUGUAAGUAUAUGUCUAUCUGAAUCAUAAUAACAUUUCUACAUCUAAAUAUAGGAAUGUACAUGUAUUGUCUAAAAGAGAUUAAUUACUAUGAAACACUAUAUAUAUAUUGAUAUUUUCUGUUUAGGUCUAGCUCUAUGUAUUGAGCAAUGUGCUGUGAGUGAAAGUGAAUGAUUCAAUUUAGAUGGGCAGAUGAAUGAAAAAAAAUAUAAAUGUUGAAAAAUAAAAUAUCAGAC